This is a messenger RNA of Pseudonaja textilis, 3096 nucleotides long. RefSeq names its product malonyl-CoA decarboxylase (gene MLYCD). NCBI's taxonomy places the organism in Eukaryota, Metazoa, Chordata, Lepidosauria, Squamata, Elapidae. The record is from RefSeq and is a predicted model, not a curated record. Gene Ontology annotation, biological process: acetyl-CoA biosynthetic process; fatty acid biosynthetic process; malonyl-CoA catabolic process. Gene Ontology annotation, cellular component: peroxisomal matrix; mitochondrial matrix. Gene Ontology annotation, molecular function: malonyl-CoA decarboxylase activity.
CGAGGAGCGGACUCGGAGGGCAGCGCGAGGCACGGCCGGGCAAGAGGCGGGGGGGUGUGUAGCAUGCGCCCCUGGAGCCGUUGCCGGGCGACCCUGCGGCACCUCUUCCGCCUCCUCGCGCGCGGCUCCCCUCCUUCCGGCCGGCCGCGGCCUAGCGCCGUCGCCAUGGCAACCGAGGCCUUCCCGGGCCUAGACGAAGCGCUCCGCCAGGCCGUCCCGCCGCUGCCUCCUUACGAGACUCGCGAGAAAGCGGCGGCGCCGGCCGGGGCGGCGCUGGAGCAGCGGAGCGCCGAGUUCAUGCGCUUCUACCGGGCUCUGGACGGCGGCGGGUCGCGGCGGGCCGAGCUGCUGAGGCGCCUGGCGGGCGACUUCGGCGUGGACCACGGGCGGGUGGCGGAGAGCAGCGCUCGGGUGCUGCGGUUGCAGGAGGGCGAGCCCGGCGGGCUGCUGCAGGCCGAGGACCGGCUCCGCCACGCGCUGACCCCGCGCUACCGGGGCCUCUUCCAGCACCUGGCGAGGCAGGAGGGCGGGCUGCGCUUCCUGGUGGAGCUGCGCCGGGACCUGCUGGAGGCGAUGGCCGCCAGGGACGCCCCGGGCCCGCACGUCCGGGAAAUGAAUGGAGUACUAAAGAACAUGUUGUCAGAAUGGUUUUCCACUGGAUUCUUAACCUUGGAACGAGUUACGUGGCAGUCUCCCUGCGAGAUUCUUCAGAAGAUUAGCGAUAGCGAAGCUGUGCAUCCUGUUCGAAAUUGGGUGGAUAUGAAGCGCCGUGUUGGGUCCUACAGGAGGUGUUACUAUUUUGCCCACUGUGCAAUACCUGGAGAACCCCUGAUCGUUUUGCACGUCGCGCUUACCGAUGAAAUAUCCAGCAAUAUCCAGACCAUAGUAAAAGAGCCUCCCUCACAAGAAGCAGAAGAUUUGGGCAGAAUUACCACCGCAAUUUUCUACUCCAUCAGUUUGACUCAGCAGGGCCUGCAGGGCGUGGAGCUCGGCACGUAUCUCAUCAAGCGUGUUGUCAAAGAGUUGCAGGUUGAAUUUCCUCAGAUCCACACCUUCUCCACCUUGUCUCCCAUCCCGGGGUUCACCAAGUGGCUGGUUGGGCUGCUGUGCUCCCAAUCCAACGAACUGGGCAGGGGAAACCCUUUCACUGGCCCCGAGAUGCAAGAAAUUUCAGAGAUCGCGGGAUCGCCCCCGGCUGAGAAACUGAAGCGGCUUUUCACGAACAAUGGGUGGGUGAAAUCAGAAAAGCUGGCCGGGGUCUUACAGCAGCCCCUCAUGAGGCUUUGCGCCUGGUAUCUCUAUGGAGAGAAGCACCGGGGCUACGCGCUCAACCCCGUGGCCAACUUCCACCUCCAGAAUGGCGCGGUGCUAUGGCGCCUGAACUGGAUGGCCGACGCCAGUCCCCGUGGCUUGACGGCCUCCUGUGGCAUGAUGGUCAACUACCGCUACUUCUUGGAGGACACGACGGCCAACAGCGCCACCUACCUGGGAACGAAGCAAAUCAAAGCCUCAGAGCAGCUUCUCUCCUUGGUGUCCCAGUUUCAGCAGAGCAGCAAACUUUGAGCGAGCGAAGAGCCGUUCUGGCUAAACGGGAAUCUUGGCUUGGCUGGGGCCCAGCGAGAGGUGGGCUGCUGAGGAACCUUCUGGAUCUCAUCAGGAUCUGCGGUCCUGGGUUCUCCCUGCCUUACGCUGCCCGAAGAAGAAAACCGCACCGUUCCUCGUGCUUGAUUGACCUCACCUUAGAUAAGCGGUGGGGAUUUACUGGUGGUUUCCGUGAAGAGCGUGUUGUCCCUUGUUCUUGGUAGAUCAAUAGUCUUGUUUAACCUGCAUCAUUUGACAGCACUGUUGAACCCCUGGAUGCCCUUGGACAUUAAAGGGAUCAAUAUCAGUGUUCCUAAAAAAAGGGGACAAGCAAGGAAGAACAUUUUUCGCCCAGCUGGGAAAACAAAACAGCAUAUUUUUAACAUUUCUUCAAGGACUGUUUUUUCUUUUUUUCUUUUUCUGCUGUGCUGAAUUCCUGGAUUAGGUUGUCUAAAUGGUGUAGGGUCUCCUGUUUAAACAAGGGGUUGGACUAGAUUACUUCCAAGGUUCCUUUCAACUCUGUUAUUCUAUUAUAUUCCAUCUCAAGGGCUUUGGGGACAACAGUUGCAUGGAAAUGAAGUCUUUGCUGCUACCAAACGGUUUACAAACAAUAGCAAUUCAGCCAUAACUGGCUUGUUGCAGAAAAUUUGGGAGCAUAAUAUUUAAAAAUAUAUUAAAUUAAGGAAGCAAGAAACAUAGGCCAUUAAAACCUAAGGUUUACCAUGUCCCAGAACCCUUGUCUUGUCUGCGGUACGAUUAUUUGACGGCUUUGUGCCUUAGCAUUUUUAGGAAAAGCAUCCAAUUCUCUUAGAUGGAUGAUCACUGCUACGGAUUACAGAUAACCAAGUGGUUUGCCUUGAUUAGGCUCAAAGUGAGGAGAAUUUGCUAUCUCUCCCUUAAUGUGUAUGCAUCAGCAUUUUAACUUAGGAAGCUGAGGGUGUUCCUGAGUUAUUUGCUUAAGUUCUGGGGGGGUUUCUCGAGUUCUUUUCGGGAAUAAUGGCAAAUUGGAUUUAUAGAGUUGAACCAGGAGACAUUGUAACAUUCAUCAGCGAACAAAGGAACAUGCUGGAGAAUGGCAAUAUCCUAAUUAAAAUUGCAUGUUCCUACUUGUCGGGGACGAAAAGCAUAGUUGAGCAGAAGCAUUAAAAGGGAAUUAGUAAACGAGCUUUGAUGCUCAACUCAGGGUGGGAUCUUGAAAAAGCUGCCAAAAGAAAGCCCAACAUCUGGUAGUUUUGUCAGUGAGGGAAAAACCACAACCAAAGAGGGAAAACCAAGUAUGAAGUUCCAGAAUGGGAUUGGGACAAUUUGCAGCUUCGUCUCCCUUAUUCCUAAAUAGAUAAUCUGAAAUUGAAUAAGUGAAGGAACAGAAUGUGCAAAAUUUAUAUUUAAGGGUUGAUAUUAAUGAUCAUUUAUAAUAUUUAUCUGGGUUGCAGCCCUGUCUUCUGGUUCAUAGAUAAGAUAGUAUGAAAACAAACAACCAAAGGACUAGGAUCUGCCAAGUUUAUAUUUCACAGU